Messenger RNA from Austrofundulus limnaeus, 1884 nucleotides. RefSeq lists its product as uncharacterized. The record is from RefSeq and is a predicted model, not a curated record. Gene Ontology annotation, cellular component: membrane. NCBI's taxonomy places the organism in Eukaryota, Metazoa, Chordata, Actinopteri, Cyprinodontiformes, Rivulidae.
GCUGGAUGCAGUUACAGGUGUUGAGGUGUUUGUGAAAUACAAAACAGAUCUACUUCUGAACGUCAACACAUCUGGAAUUGACCCAAAUUCCGAUUUUUCAUGGAAAUUUAAUGAAACUACAAAUGUGGUAAAAGUUAAUAUGGGACAAAAUCCAAAUCUAAAUGAUUAUGCUGCAAGGGCUGAGUUCUUUCAACAUAACUACUCUGUGCUGAUAAAGAAUAUGCAGCAUGAUGACAGUGGAUCUUACAAAGCAAAAGUGAGCGGAAACAAGGAUGUCACAAAAACUGAAUACCAAGUCAGAGUUGUAGAUCCAGUCUCUCCAGUAAAGCUGACCAUAAACCCUGAUGUGUCAGAUGUUUGUAACGUCACAGUGACCUGCAGCACACUGGAUUCUCUCAUUAGUAAAACUUUUCAUUGUAACAACAUAACCUGCUCUCUGGUGUCAAACCCAGACAAAACAGCUCCAUCUUCUACACUCAGCGUCUACGUACAGCAAGACUACAUCAUCUGUAACCAUAGCAACCAAGUGAGCUCAGAACAGCUCUCUCUGCAGCCAUCAUAGCUCGGAUAGCAGUCAGUGUUCUAUUUGUGGUUGUUACUAGCCCCUGUGCCCUGUACAUGUACUGUAAAAGAAAGCACUCCGACAAAGCAGUCCCUGAGAGCAUCAAUCCAGAUCCUAAAAAUCCUGCAGGAGCUGCUUCAGGUGUUUCAACAGAACCAAACCCUGUCCUGUCCCUCAGUCGUCUGGCACAAGAAGAGGAGAGCAGACAGCAGCCAGCACGGAUUAACAGAGCAUCAAAACCAAACUCUGCAGCUUCUGCAGUCAACAACUGAAAAACUAAUAUGUUUUGUGUUUUAAAGGAUUAAAAAAAUGAAAACUGURAAUACAGAAAACUAGAUUUCUAUCAUGAUCUGAUGCACUGCAGCAGCUUUCAUCACAUGAAGAGCUUUAAGUAAAUAUGAAACUUUUUACUAAAAUUUUGUUUAUAGCAGUUUUGUAUAACUAUGAAAAAAAAUCAUAGAAGAAAAUCUUAUGAGGAACAAAACCUGACUGAAAAUCCCAAAUUACAAGUUUGAAGAUUAAAAGAGCAGAAACAAACAGCAGUAUCUUCAGUGAUGGGAUAAAACUGCAGGAAAUUAUUUUAUCUAAAUAAAUUUAGUGUUUUCUUUUGCCAUCUGGACAAACUUCAGAAUAAAAUUGUGUUGGACUGAUUAGUGUUGUUACAUUUCAGGGUCACUGAAGGCAGAAUAAAGACUGAUUUGCUGAUUGAACUUUAGGUUUAGAGAAACAUUUAACUGUAAAAGAAAAACAAAACAAAAACAAAAAAACAAACAAACAAACAAAAAAAAAACAUUUAACUGUAUUGUUCAUGUUUCCCAUCACCUGUAAUAUUUAUGUGUUCAGUUUUUUUCAUUUAGAUUCUUUGUUGUCCUGCUGUUUUCAGUUUAAUGUGAAAGUUWUUGUUUUUGCUGAUGAAGAUUUUAUAUUUUAGUUUUUUCUUUAWUGUUUUCUUUUGUGUGUUACUGCAGCUGCUCAGCAUAAUGUAAAUUACUGAAACMUAUUGAAGAAAAGUGUAAGUCAUAAACGUCAGCAGUACAUGUUUAAUCAUGUUUAAUCAUGUUUACAUGUGAGAGCAAGUUUGAAUUAUGGCCUAAAGGGCCUCUCAUGUCUGCCUGUGUAGGUUAUUUUGCUAAUGUAUUUGCCUUUUUUUAAAAUAAAUUUUAACUUAGCAUAAAAAUGUUUUUUAUUGAAACAUGUUUUGUUAUUUUAAGUUUCCUAAAUUCAAGAGAAUUUUUUUUACUAAUGAAACUAGCUAUUUUUACCCCUUUGUGCUGAUAAAACAUUGGAUUGUAAAUUUUACAAAAUAAAAAGUUACUUCUUAA